ACCCGGUGCAGUGCUAAUGUAAACAGGGGGUCAGUAGCAUGUAGGCUAAUGUACGCAGUGGCUCUGGGUUCAGGCGCGCUGCUGAAAUCUCACUCGGUCCGGCUCCUGCUCAAGCACCUCUUAUUACUAACACAGCGGAAGACGACACUAGGCGGGGGAACGGAGCGUCUCCCGCAGGCCUGAGAGCUGAGAGGACACCUGAGAGGAGACCAUGUGGGGACAGAGAGCGGAGCGGAGCGGCUCGGGGAUCAGCCGACUGCUGCUCUUACUGUUACUGAUGGCGGCGCUCUGCUCAGCGCACCACUUUCUCCCACAGAACACCGCGUCCCAGUUCCUCCUGCGGCAACGGCGAGCAAACUCACUUUUCGAAGAGAGCAAGAAGGGUAAUUUGGAGCGAGAGUGCAUCGAAGAGCUGUGCAGUAAAGAGGAGGCACGGGAGAUCUUCGAAAACGUCCCUGAGACGGAAUACUUCUACCCCAAGUAUACAGAGUGCCUGGUGUACUAUCGCGUUGGCGCCCCCAAUCCGAACUCAGAUUCCGGAAUUCCUCAGGACCUCCGGACCUGCAUAACAGAAAUAAGCAACCAGUGUUUGCCGCUGCCGUGCUAUAAGGAGGGGUACGAGCGCUGUGAUGACGGUCAGGGUGCCUAUACUUGUUUGUGCAAACCUGGCUGGAAAGGGAUUCACUGUGAGGAGGAUAUUGAUGAGUGCAAGGACCCUGAACACGUUGCUGGCUGCAAUCAGGGGUGCCAGAACACACUCGGGAGCUUCCAGUGCUUGUGUUAUAGUGGUUACUACAAGCACAAUAGCCUCAACUGUUUAGAUAUUAAUGAGUGCAAGCUUCACCCCAAUUUGUGCAAAGACAAAUCCACGUGUGUCAACAAUCAAGGCUCAUACACGUGCCAGUGCCCUACAGGAUACCUGUACAACUCAACGUUCCAUCAGUGCCAGGACGUGGACGAGUGUGAGCAGGACAUAUGUGAUGGUGUGUGUGUAAACACACAGGGCAGCUACUCCUGUCACUGUGAUGGACGUGACGGGCUGAAGCUGGCAGAGAACGGGCACUCCUGCGAAAAAAUCCAUGAAUGUCUCGGGCUCUACGACCACAAGUACGAGGAGAUACUAUACCUGGGAGAGCAGUUCACAGGCCAGCCUAUGAUCUACCUGCGCUUCCAGUUUCCAGCGGACAAAAAGAGCAGGUUUGCUGCCGAGUUUGACUUCAGGACGUUUGACCCAGAGGGUGUGGUGUUGUACGCUGAAUCGAUGCCGGGCAGGUGGCUCAUGCUGGGAUUGAGGAAUGGCCGGAUCGAGGUUCAGUUCAAGAACCAGCAGUCUGUUAAGGUCACCAGUGGAGGCAAAGCUAUCAACGAUGGCCAAUGGCAUGUGAUAUCAGUGGAGGAGCUGGAGAACAGCAUCAGUGUGAAGAUCAGCAAGGAGGCAGUGAUGAGCAUUAAUAACCCCGGCAACCUAUUCAUGGACAAACUGGAGACCAAACUUUACAUCGCCGGCUUGCCCAAUCGAACCAGCGUCAUUAAACAUAUCAACCCCAGAUUAGAUGGCUGCAUUCGUGGCUGGAACCUGAUGAACCAGGGAGCUUCUGGACUAAAGCAGUACAUUCAGGGGAAAGACAGCAAACAUUGCUUUGUGCAUGUGGAGAAAGGAUCCUACUUUUCUGGUGCUGGAAUGGCCCAGUUCAACAUCGACUACAAUGUUGGUGGUCAGUGGAGAGUUGACGUGGUAAUGAAAAUCCGUCCGUCCAGUAGCACGGGUAUUCUCGUCGCUCUCAUCAGCAACGGCACCGUCCCGCUCUCUGUCUCGGUGUUACCUCAGGAACCGAACGAUGCGUACCUACAGGUGUAUUUGGACAACAUUCCUGUUGUGAAGCUCGAGUCGAUGAUGCUGUGUUUCCCAGAAUCCUUUGAAGUGGAGAUGCAUGUGUCUGCUCAGGACCUCCAGAUCUCUGCCAGCAACUCCAACGUGUCGUACACUGAGCCCAAAGCUCUCAGAGAAGCUUUAGCCAAGCUCAAUGCCACCAUGCAGCAGCCAGUCUUCACCUAUGUUGGGGGACUGCCAGAUCUCCCGCUGUCCUCCAUGCCGGUCUCAGCCUACUACCAUGGCUGCAUGGAGAUCCGCGUAAAUAACCGGCUGCUUGACUUCGAUGAUGCCGUCAGCAAGCACAACAGCAUCAACUCUCACUCGUGUCCCCCAGUUACCCCUCCAGACAGCGCCUUACACCUCUAGUCGAAUAGUACUGUCUGUAAUGCUGUUAUUACACUCGCUCUGUGUUGUGUUGUAAAUAGAACGUUCUGAGUGAGUACAAGAGGGGCAUGGGGUGCCUUUAGUUAUGGAUUUCCAAAAUCUACACCUCCAUACUGUAUUACUGAAGGGCAUUUCUAUCUGUAUAUUUACUUUAUUGUAAACACAUAGCCUAUGGAUGAGAGCCUUGAUUGGUUUGAAGAUUUGAUUGCAUUCAUUAGCAUUUAUGAGUAUGAUCUGAUCUGAUCUCGUUUUUUUUUUUUUUUUUUUAUUAUUGAAUGAAAACUUUUCCAUGUUUAAAUUUUAAGAGGGAUUUUAAAAUGAAAGGAUUUUUCAAUUGAAUAAAAAAAUUAGAAUUCAAGUAGUUUUAAUAAAAAAUAAACAAUA
Messenger RNA from Clarias gariepinus (North African catfish), 2641 nucleotides. RefSeq names its product protein S (gene pros1). Gene Ontology annotation, molecular function: calcium ion binding. The record is from RefSeq and is a predicted model, not a curated record. Lineage: Eukaryota; Metazoa; Chordata; Actinopteri; Siluriformes; Clariidae. Gene Ontology annotation, cellular component: extracellular region. The transcript is spliced from 14 exons. Bases 212 to 2239 code for a protein of 675 amino acids.